Hypanus sabinus (Atlantic stingray) is the source of this 1920-nucleotide messenger RNA. Its product is annotated as programmed cell death protein 4-like. The record is from RefSeq and is a predicted model, not a curated record. The transcript is spliced from 11 exons. Gene Ontology annotation, biological process: negative regulation of DNA-templated transcription. NCBI's taxonomy places the organism in Eukaryota, Metazoa, Chordata, Chondrichthyes, Myliobatiformes, Dasyatidae. Gene Ontology annotation, cellular component: cytosol; nucleus. The coding region runs from base 124 to 1452 and encodes 442 amino acids.
CGUUUGGUUGAGUUGUUUUGAGAGUUGUAGAGGGGAGACCAGUGCGUGGCGGCGGUUGCAGACCGAGCGGAGUUCGUGUCAUAGAGCGAAACAGAGUGAAAGAUAAAAAGGAUCGGAGUGACUAUGACGACCGAGGCACCAGGGUCGGCUGUUGAAUACUGUGCACUGGGCCAGGCUGCAGAUGCUGACACCCUAACCACCCGUGAGGAGGAGCUGCACAAAGCACGAAUGAGUGCCAAGGCCAAGAGGAAGCUGAGGAAGAGUUCAUCACACGACUCCGGAUCUGGUCGUGAAUCCCUUUCUGAGAGUAUGGAAACCGGUGGUAACAAAGGCAAGAUGGGGGACAAGAAGUCCCGAUCAGGAAAGGGUCGAGGUUUGCCGAAGAAAGGAGGUGCUGGUGGCAAAGGUGUGUGGGGCGCUGCAGCCCAGGUUUAUGAUGUGGAACAGCCAGACAUCCAUGACCCCAACUAUGAUGACGACAAGCAGGGGAAAACUGUGUACCAAACGGUUGUUCCUGAACUGGACGACAGUGAGUUUGAAAGGGCAGUGACUCCAAUCAUUCAGGAGUACCUUCAGCAUGGAGAUACCAAGGAGGUUGCCACGUUACUGCACCAGAUGAACCUGGGCAACAAGAAGAGCAAGCUCCCAUUGUUGUCGGUGACCAUGUCACUAGAGGGAAAGUCCAGCCACCGGGAGCUGAUCUCCCGGCUCCUUGCUGAUCUCAACGGCAAGCAGUUGUUGGCUGAGGACAUGGUCAAGGCUUUUGACCAGCUCCUGCAUGACCUACCCGACCUUAUCCUGGACACUCCCGAAGCACCUCAGAUGGUGGGCCAGUUUGUCGCCCGCGCCGUGGCUGAUCACGUUCUGUCGGCAGACUUCCUGGACAGUUACAAGGGAAAGGUUGACUGCGAACACACCCGCCUAGCGCUGGACAAAGCCACCGUGUUGCUGAGCAUGAACCGUGGGAUGCGUCUAGACAAUGUCUGGGGCAUUGGUGGGGGUCUCAGACCCGUGAAGCAGCUCGUCAAGGAGAUGAAUCUCCUGCUGAAGGAAUACCUCCUGUCUAUGGACACAGCUGAAGCUGAGCUCUGCCUGCAGAACCUAGAGGUGCCCCAUUUCCACCAUGAGCUGGUCUAUGAGGCCGUGGUGAUGGCACUUGAAUCCAUGGAUGUCAACGCCUCAAACUUAAUUGUAAAUCUCCUGAAGAGUUUCUGGGAAUCUGGCUUUGUAACUCUUGAUCAGAUGAACCGGGGUUUCAACCGGGUCUUUGAAGCCAUGCCUGAGAUCAGCUUGGAUGUACCAAACUCCUACAGAACGCUGAAGGACUUUGUGAACCUUUGCCAUCAGCAAGGUGUCAUCACCAAAGCACUCCAGGAGCAGUGUCCUUCAUGUAACAUCAGGCACUCUGCAGAUGAAUACACCAGAGACUGCAUUACUGCCACAGCCCAGUAACAAGCCUGGACGACAGAUGGGACAUGCUGGAGGGAGUCUCAGCAAGGGUUGUGUUUGGUUCUGCAGAUAAAGGGGUCUCAGGGUUCAUCAGGUGGGGAAGCAACCUGUAGGGUUCUGUUAAUUGGUCUUCCUGCCUGUUGUAAUUUUGCAAAUGCCUAACCUUAACUGUAUUUGUGCUUUUGAAUUUGCUUCUCAUUGCAGUGAGAAGCACCUUCUCAUUUUUGCACCUUCUCAUUGCAAAAGCCACAAUUUGCUUUUGGCUCAGAUCUUUGGAAGGGUCAGCUGGAGACCCAAAUGGAUUGAGAAAUUUUGAAAUGCUUCCUGUUGAACCAGAUCUUUGAAUGUAUUUCUUGGUGGUGUUUACUCUGGGUGUUUCUCACACUGCAGUCAAGAAUAGUCAAAUGUUUAAAUCCAGUCUGUAACAUUUAUAAUCCAAAUGCCUUCUUGAAAAUAAAACCCUAUGCUUGA